Molecule: messenger RNA, 789 nt
Organism: Schizophyllum commune H4-8
Lineage: Eukaryota; Fungi; Basidiomycota; Agaricomycetes; Agaricales; Schizophyllaceae
Exons: 5
Coding region: 72-623 (183 amino acids)
Source: RefSeq, a predicted model, not a curated record
ACGCGCCUCUUGAACUUGAACUUCAUCUUCGACAAGCACGACGAUCAUAAACCUAGCCAACCCAGAGAGUCAUGGCGUGGAAGACUACUCAAAUCGGAGGAGAAGAGCCUAGUCCUCCAUCAUCUUCAGCGCAUACUCUCCUUGGAACAAGCUCCCAAGGCUCGCGCAGCGCGUCUCAGUCCACCACUCACAGAACGCGACCUAACAGUCCCGACUUUACCUUGCCACCAGGCUGUACUGAAGAAACAGCUGAACUCCGCCUCCCCGGCGAACUCGAAGCGGGACUCGAAGCCGACACCAAGCCUGUGCGAUACCUGGACUCGUUUACCAUCUACGACCCGCGUCACGGUGAAUUCCGCAACCUGGCAGACCUCGAGAGCGACGAUAAUGACUACCAGUUCGAAGCGGCUGGGUACAUAUGGCCGGUGCUGGUCGACGAAGACGAGGACGAUAGCGAGGAUGAAGACGAAGAGGAGGGAGGAGGAUACUCGAGCUCUGUCACUACCGAUGACGGGCCGGGUCCAUCUCAGCCAGGGAAGGGCAUGAUGUCUUCUCGAACAUACGCGCACAUCACGGCUAUCGUCAAGAUAUGGUGGGACCCCGUGGCGGAGGAAGACAGGUGAGCAAACGGUUGUCGCCGCUGACUUAUCGUAGCAGAUACAAGUGAAUGCGAUGGACGUCGUAGCGCCUGCACCACGAAGAGGCGCGUGUUGUUCGUAGCGUGGCACUUGCCCCCGAAUAUGGAUACAGACCCUCUACGCAUGGUAUAUCCUUCGCGCACCCACGCCC